Papilio xuthus (Asian swallowtail) is the source of this 6580-nucleotide messenger RNA. It is a transcript of the gene Ae2, whose product is annotated as anion exchange protein Ae2. Lineage: Eukaryota; Metazoa; Arthropoda; Insecta; Lepidoptera; Papilionidae. Gene Ontology annotation, cellular component: plasma membrane. The transcript is spliced from 19 exons. Gene Ontology annotation, biological process: regulation of intracellular pH; bicarbonate transport; transmembrane transport. The record is from RefSeq and is a predicted model, not a curated record. Gene Ontology annotation, molecular function: monoatomic anion transmembrane transporter activity; solute:inorganic anion antiporter activity. The coding region runs from base 100 to 3672 and encodes 1190 amino acids.
GUAACGUUCAGUCGUUCAGUCUGGCGGCCGCAAUCGACGCGAAUGCUUGUGUGUGCGACGUGUUUUUAUAUCGCACGUUGAGACGAACGCGAACACGAAAUGAGUAGCGGCAAAAGAAAACUAUCGUUUUUGGGCUUCUCACCCCAGGGUGAGGGUGAGGACGAGAUUCGGCUGGACGAGGAGAUGGAGCGGGUACUGUGGGGCGAGGGCGGGCCUCCGCCACUUCUGGAAAAUACAGCUUCGCCGCUUCGGGAUAUCGCGGCACCAAUGCCACAGCAAAUUAUGCAAGAUGGAGGGAGUCUACCAAGUGUAACGGAAUUAUCACAAGCAAGUCCGUUGCCGUUGGACAGCAUCGGAUCAGACCAUCAGAUGUCGUUGGGGUUUUCGGGUUCGGGGUCAGCGGGAAGUCCCCGGGAGGUGGAAGACAGGCGCGUGCAGUUCGACGGCGAUCGGCGCAGCUCUACAACUGAGCUUUUCGACGACGCAAACGACGAGCGUCGUAACCAGAGAUAUGUGAAGGUGGCACAACCAUACAAGACACGUAAAUUGGUGGUGCACGAGAAUGUGAGCUUGCCACUGGAUGAUGAGUCGAGCGUGAUGGUGGGCUCCGACGAACACAUGCCAGAGAUGGACCAGGACGUGUUGCGCAGUCAUCGCAGCGACGACCCGAGAGCCCUACGACGUCAUAAGAUACGCAAGGGCUCGACGGUGCACGUCGGCCGAAAGGAUGGUGGUGACAGGGUUGCGGACAUCCUCUCUGAUUUAACGUACAAAAAAAUGUACGACCAUAGGCCUCACGCGGUCUUCGUCCAACUCGAUGAGCUUCUCGCCACCGAGGAUGGUGAUCCAGAAUGGAAGGAAACAGCUCGUUGGAUUAAGUACGAAGAAGAUGUUGAGGAAGGGUCUGCGAGAUGGGGUCGGCCGCAUGUCGCCUCUCUGUCGUUUCAUUCCCUACUGAAUCUGAGGCGAUGUCUGGAGACCGGUGUCGUACUCCUCGAUCUCGACGAGAAAGAUCUCCCUGGUGUAGCAUACAGGGUGGUUGAAAGCAUGGUUACCGAAGGCCUCAUCGAGGAAGACGAUAAGCCGGUUGUGAUGCGAUCGCUUCUGCUCAGACACAGACACGUGCACGACGAACGCUUCAGAUUCUCAAUAGGGGGCAAGAAGCAGUCCUCAUACACGAGUUUACAGUCGCUGUGGCUGGAGGACCCUGGUAUGGGGCAUGGUGGUGGUGCGAACGGCGCGCGAAUUCGCUGCACGCAUUGCUCCCCCGCCGGCACCUGUCGCCGACACAGCGCCCACAUUCUUAGCCUGUCGGAACGACGUUUUGGGCGUAGAAGUUCUUACGCCUUACCUCUUCAUGAACGUGCCGAGACACGUAAGAAGACAUCCGCUCCGGGCCUCGAUCAACGUGAGAUAGAAUAUGUAGCCGCAGGAGUAGACGGUUCCCAGGAUGAACUGCGACGUGGACAUAAUGAUUCCAUCAUGAAACGUAUUCCCGAAGAUGCUGAAGCGACCACAGUUCUCGUCGGCGCUGUAGGCUUCCUGGACCAACCAACCAUCGCGUUCGUCCGUCUUGCGCAAGGAAUUUUGAUGCCUUCAAUCACCGAAGUCCCAGUGCCCGUUCGAUUCAUGUUCAUCCUGUUAGGUCCGACUGCUGCCGACCUUGACUACCAUGAAGUUGGUCGUUCUAUUUCAACAUUGAUGUCGAAUCCGUCGUUCCAUUCCAUCGCCUACAAAGCUGAUGAUCGUCGCGAACUCCUGUCAGCUAUCAAUGAAUUCUUAGAUGAUUCUAUUGUGCUGCCACCUGGUGACUGGGAAAGGCAGGCUCUGUUGCCUUUCGAGGAACUACGAGCUAAAAGUGAAAUGAUAAGGCGGCGCAAGCGUGAUGCAUUGGAACGUAAGAAAGCCGCCGCCGAAGCGGCCUCGCCUCCCUCCGUUGAAAAGCAAACUCUGAUUACGAUGGAAGCUGGAGAAAAGCAGGAAAAGGAAUACGAAGAUCCACUUUCUAAGACUGGUCGUAUUUUCGGGGGUGUGAUUCGAGAUAUUAAACGGCGCUAUCCAUAUUACUUGUCUGAUUUCCGAGAUGCGUUGAACGGACAAUGUGCUGCGGCCACAAUAUUCAUGUACUUUGCUGCACUAUCGUCGGCCAUCACUUUCGGUGGUUUACUCGCCGAAAAGACUAACGGAAAAAUCGGAAUAUCCGAAACUUUGGUUUUCACGUGCGCUGGUGGAGUAUUAUUCGCUUUGCUGGCUGGCCAACCAAUGAUGAUCACCGGAGCUACUGGUCCUUUGCUACUACUUGACGAAUCACUGGCGACGUUCUGCCGAUCCUACGGGUUCGAGUUUCUAGCUGCUAGAAUGUACUGCGGCAUCUGGAUGAUAGUUAUUGCUAUUUGCGUGGCUUCCGUUGAAGGUAGCGUGGCUGUUAAGAAGAUUACUAGAUUCACAGAGGACAUAUUUGCAUUCCUGAUAUCCCUGAUCUUCAUCUCGGAGCCAAUCACAAACUUGAUCAGCUUGUACCGAGCGCAUCCCCUCGGUUAUGACUACUGCCAACACAGUGCCAACACUACUACGGAACUACCAACUAUUGGGAACAAUACCCUUAAUAAUAAUGCAACCCUGCCAGCGGCACCGCAACACAUCAAGAUUACGCCUCAACCUAACACCGCUCUCUUCUGUACUAUGCUCACUCUUUCUACCUUCAUCAUCGCCUACUACCUUCGUAUCUUCCGCAACGGAAAAUUCCUCGGUCGCAGUGCUCGUCGUGCAUUGGGAGACUUCGGCGUGCCAAUUGCAAUCGUCCUGAUGGUCGGUGUGUCGGUAUUGGUGCCGGUGUGGACGGAGAAGUUGCAAGUACCUGAGGGACUCAGUCCAACUGCGGACCGGUCGUGGCUCGUACCCCUCAACCCUGGCCUGGAAACGAUCCCCAUCUGGGCAGCCUUUGCCAUGGCUUUACCUGCCCUUAUGGUUUACAUUAUCGUGUUCAUGGAAACGCAUAUUGCCGAGUUGAUCAUUGACAAACCGGAGCGUCGCUUGAAGAAGGGUAGCGGUUUCCACAUGGAUAUCGUGAUAAUGUCGGUGGUGAAUGCUGUGUGCGGUCUGUUCGGAGCGCCGUGGCAAUGCGUCGCUACUGUCCGCUCUGUUAGCCACGUGGCCGCGCUCACCGUCAUGUCCACCACACAUGCGCCCGGAGACAAGCCCUACAUUGUCGAAGUUAAAGAACAACGUUUGACUGGAUUGCUGGUUGCGGUACUGUGUGGCGUAUCUGUGUUAGCCUCCGGUUGGUUGCGUUUGGUACCAAUGGCUGUACUCUUUGGCGUGUUCCUCUACAUGGGUAUCUCUGCUCUCGGCGGCAUUCAGUUCUGGGAUCGAUGCAUCUUGUUGUUCAAGCCCGUUAAGCAUCACCCUCAAGUACCAUACGUCCGACGUGUACCGACUUUGAAGAUGCACUUGUUCACACUGAUACAGAUCGCUGGCAUUAGUCUUCUGUACUUGGUGAAGAGCUCUCAGUAUUCACUGGCUCUGCCGUUCUUCCUGGUGAUGAUGGUGCCGCUGCGAAUGGCCCUAACCUACAUCUUCACUCCUCUGCAACUCCGAGCUUUGGACGGCGCCCAGAAAGAAAUAGACAAAGACGAGCCAGACUUCUACGAGGAGUCUCCCCUUCCGGGCUAAGCAGCUUCUAACUAAAUAUUAUCAAAAAGUAUACUUGUAUUAACGUCAAGUAUACUUGAAAUGAUGAUAAAGUUAAUUAACAUAUAAUUUUAAAGUCAUUACCUGUGGCACUAUGCUGCCAGGUGAUACACACUGUAUUAGUAUGACACAUAUUUUAUUAGGGAUUUGAAAAAUAAAAUGUAACGGUUCGUCGAUCUUUAUCUCCUACAAGAUAUUCUUUCCGAUCUUUAAGCUCUUUAAAAAUCUAUUAUUUUACACCCUUAUUUCGAUAAUGUCUCAUUUUGAUAAUUCAUAUAUCUAUCUAUUUGUUUACGUUUAACGACGUUCUGUUACAUUUAAUUUUUUACGUAGAACAAUAUUGAGAUUAGAAAUUAUAAAGACGCGGGACGUAUGUUGAGACAAUAUUUAUGGCGAGAACAAUAUGAGCUCAUGUUAAACACAGGGCUAUACGCAAAAUUGAUAUUAUUCAAAUAUUAGAUAAGUCGUAGAUGUAGCUGUUUAUGUAGUAGUAUCUAAAAUUAAUAUGAAUUCACUUCAAUCUGUUCCAUUACACUUGACAUGAGAAACAUUUUUUUUUCUUGCAAGUUGCAUACAAAUUUAUAUUGAGUCGCAGAAAUCAAUGUAAAUGUGUGAUUAAUAUAUGAAAAAUACGUAAUUAUGGUUAUUUCUAAAUUAUUGUUAUUGAAUUAUAGUGAUGUAUGUUUUAACUUGAAGUAAUUUGUUUAUAAACAUUGUUAAUCGUACCCGAGAAUGUGCUCAAUUGAUUUAAAUUGUUAAUCAAAAUUGUUUUAAAUCCUACAGAAUAUUUCACAGAAAGGUUUGUUUUAAAAAGUUACGUUUACAGAUACGCUCUGUAAUAAAAUUACGAGCCAAAGGUUAGGUGCCAAAGAGUUAUUUAUUAAUUUUCAGUACGAUUUAUUUUUAAUUACAAAAAAUGCAAACACAAUUACGUGGACUGCUGCCUAAGGUCCACGCAAACACGUUGUGUAGCACCUACCUAAGAAAUUUAUAAUAUCGACUUGUUUUAAUUAAUUUUAUUCAUUUUUAUAUUAAGUAUUCUUUAAUUUUCAUAUUGUUUCACAAUAAUACAACAAAAUGUUACUAAAAACAAUUGAGAUAAAGGGCCUAAAAAUGUCUAAUUUUUGCCAAAGUUCUUUUUUGCCUACAUAUUGUUUAAGUACUUAAUUUAUUGUAUAGUAUUAUUGAGUUAAUUUAAUUUUAACUGUAUUUGUUGUUAAUAAUAGGUUAGGUUAGGUUAGUGAGCUACACGAAUGUUUGCAAAUCACAUUCCGGAUGGCGAAACGAACAUUUUAGUUUCUAUUGAGAUUAGUAUCAAUAGUUUAAGUCUUGUUCUAAUAACUCUGUCGUUAGUUAAAUAAAUAUGCUAAGAUUUUCGGUAAUUCCCACGUAGAUAUUGAAAUGUUAUACAUAAAGAUUAAUAACUUAUUCCAACCUCUCAGUAAAUAGUAGUGAUAAAUGUUAUGUUCUACUGCGCGGAUUGUUUCCAGCUACAUAAGUCAUUAUUGCUUGUUUAUAUUUGUCUAAGUACUUAAUUUUGGACUAAAAAAAACAAUUAAUCAUUGUAUUUAUCGUAAUUAACUAAGAAUUCAGGUGACUUUUGUGCUUUAGCUUGUAAAUAUUUUUUCUGAUGUUUUCAACAAAAAUCUAUUUAAAUGUUUGGUUACUUCAUUUAUUAUUAUUACAGUUUAAACAUUCCACAGUAGUUUCUCCACUGAUUCAUCCAAAUUAACAAAUAACGUCUUAAUGUUAAAUUUUCACAUUCACCUUUACUAAAAAUAAAUUAACAGUCUUGAAAAUAUAUUCAUAUGUCAUAAUUUUUGUGUGCAUUCGGAAUAUCAUAUAAAUUUUUAAUCUGUCCAUUUAAAAUUAUAGAUGUGACUUUGAGAAUAAUCGUAGGCUGCCAUCUUAUUACAAUAAAAAUAAAAAUGCAAUUUUAGAGUAAAAAUUUUGUUUUAGAUAUAGAAAUCAAAUCAAUGUUAUUAUUAAUGUAAAUGCCGGUUUCGAUUGCCGCACUUCUUUUAAUAUAUUGUUGUCUCUGUUUUUUUUUUUAAAGGGUAUGAGAAGGAUGAUAAUUUUAGUCAUGCAAGUGUCACUACUCAUAGCGUACUGCAAUAUUUCAAUUAAAAAACAUUGUCUCUAUUUAUAGUAUGAUAAUCUGAGCCGUUAAGAAAAGUACUCCUAUUGUGAUUCGUUUUAUCUGAAAACAUUUAAUAGUAUAUAGUACACAAAGGAUCUUGACACUUUUUUGACAAUGGCUGGGGGGCGCCAGUGAGCUAUCAUAAUUUAGUUUGAUUUGCAGGGUCAGAUAACUUUGUUGGUCUAUACUUUUUGAACUUUUCAAUACAAGACAUAUUUGACAUGUAAUUAAAAAAAAGUCAUUAAUUUGGUACAAACAUAUCAAAUAAAUUUUAAGUUUCUUUACAGUGAAAUUCCACUGCCAUUACUCUUAUAUUGAAACAUAUUUUUAUCUUUAUUACAUGAAAAAAAAAGUGAGUAAAAAUACUAUUUAUUCCAGUGUUUUGACAGUGGUAAUGCAUAUUUUACCGGCACUAUAAUGAAAUAUCAUUGUAAUUUAUUCAAUGGUAUUAUAAUUUCAGUACAAACAUUUAAAUUAAGUUAUAUUUAGUAUUAAGAACAUAUUAUUUUGAUUAGUUGUAAAUUUGUUUUUAGUUUAUUAAAAAGUCAUUGUUGAAAAUGUGAUCAGUGUACAGUUUAGUUUAGUUAAUAGUUACCAAGUCAGAUGAAUUAUUGUGCUAUAAACAGAUACCUUAAUUUAUUCUAAGUUCCUUGAUUAUUUAUUGAUUUAACAUGUUUAUUGCAAAGGAGUGGAUGAAAUGAUCCUCUGUAUGUUGUUAGUUUCAACAUUUAUUAAGUGUUUAUUAAUAAU